This is a messenger RNA of Platichthys flesus (European flounder), 4151 nucleotides long. RefSeq names its product ceramide transfer protein-like. Gene Ontology annotation, biological process: ER to Golgi ceramide transport. The record is from RefSeq and is a predicted model, not a curated record. The transcript has 19 exons. Gene Ontology annotation, cellular component: Golgi apparatus. Lineage: Eukaryota; Metazoa; Chordata; Actinopteri; Pleuronectiformes; Pleuronectidae. Gene Ontology annotation, molecular function: phosphatidylinositol-4-phosphate binding. Bases 534 to 2483 code for a protein of 649 amino acids.
UGAUCCAGAGCGAAGCGGCAGACGUCAGAGGAGCUCAGACCAAGGAACAUGGCGCAGAGUUGGAGAGCUGUCUCUGGGCUACACAGGUAAACAGCCGCUGACACGGAAUCUACGUCUCCCUGGAAGUCAGUGACGGAUUACCCUGUGACUGCUGACCGCCUGCCCGACAUUACUUACCCACAUUUCUGCCUUUCCUGCCCCUUGUGGGACCGGACGGACGCGGGAGGGAAGAGGCAGUGGAGCUGAGUUGACAGCGACCGUUCACCCGAAUUGUGCGACCAGAGAAUGUGUGCCGACCAUUUUAGCUAACUGAGGUUAAAUUGCGCGGUGUGGGAGCUUGAUAUCGACCCCCACCGAGCCGGGGCUAUUUCCUCCUGCACUCAGCGCUGUUAGCCGGUCGAUAGCAACGCAACAUGGUUUGGUAAACUGUUGCUCCUGUAACACCAGCUUAGCGAACAGCGUCAGUGCACAUUUGACAGUCUCUGCGUCACAUGCCUGGUUUGUUUUGACACAAGCGUUAGCCACAUAGCAUCAUGUCUGACAACCAGAGCUGGAACUCCUACGGCUCCGAGGAGGAUUUAGAGCCCAAAGAGGAGCCUGCACAUCCUGUUGGGAACGGCCGGUUCAGCGGAGUCCUCAGUAAGUGGACAAACUACAUCCAUGGCUGGCAGGACCGUUGGGUGGUGCUGAAAAGUAACACACUGAGCUACUACAAGUCCCAAGAUGAGACCGAGUAUGGCUGUCGAGGUUCCCUCUGCCUUAGUAAAGCUGUUAUUACUCCUCAUGAGUUUGAUGAGUGCCGGUUGGACAUCAGUGUGAACGACAGUGUGUGGUACCUGAGAGCACAAGACCCAGAGCACAGAUACCAGUGGAUUGACGCCAUUGAGCUGCACAGGAGUAUCACAGAGAGAACAUCAGACAGGGGAGAAGUCCAGGGAACAAUAAUCAUCCCUCCACUACUGGUCGACUGUGGUUAUGGCUCAGAGUCCAGUCUGCGGAGACGUGGCUCCAUGUUGUCUCUCACGUCAGCCACCAGCGGCUUCUCUGCCACCUCCACAUCCUCCUUCAAGAAGGGUCACAGCCUGAAAGAGAAGCUGGCAGAGAUGGAGACCUUCAGAGAUAUUUUGUGCAGGCAGGUGGACACGCUUCAGAAAUACUUUGACAGCUGUUCAGAUGCCGAGUCCAAGGAUGAGCUGCAGAGGGACAAAAUCGUGGAGGAUGAUGAAGAUGAUUUUCCCAACACCCGCACAGAUGGAGAGUUUGUGCACAACAACAAUGGCAGCAAAGAAAAAUUGUUCCAGUCUUUGAGUCCCAAGGGAAUCAAUGGCAUAGACUUCAAGGGGGAAGCCAUCACAUUCAAGGCCACCACAGCCGGGAUCCUGGCCACUCUGUCCCACUGCAUCGACCUGAUGGUGAAGAGAGAGGACAGCUGGCAAAAGAGAGUGGAUAAGGAGAUGGAGAAGAGGCGAAGAAUAGAGGAGAGCUUCAAAUCAGCCCUCAAGGAAUUGAAGAAAAAGUCUCACUUUGGAGGUCCCGAUUAUGAGGAGGGUCCAAACAGCCUCAUUAAUGAGGAUGAGUUCUUUGAUGCAGUUGAGGCCGCUCUUGACAGACAAGACAAAAUUGAGGAGCAGUGCCAGACUGAAAAGACAAGGAUACAGAGAUCCAGCCCUGUUCCCCUUUUAGACGUCUACUCCAGCACUGGUUCACACAGAUUCUCUGAUAAGCCUCAUAGUCAGCCCCCCCCUACUUUGAUAGUCAGGGCCGCUCCUCAGGAUGUCCACAGAUUCAGUGCUGAGGUGGAGGAGAUGGUGCAGAGUCACAUGACCUACUCCCUGCAGGAUGUUGGUGGAGAGGCCAACUGGCAGCUGGUUGUGGAAGAGGGAGAAAUGAAGGUGUACAGGAGAGAGGUGGAAGAAAAUGGGAUCGUUCUGGACCCCCUGAAGGCCACUCACUCGGUAAAGGGGGUGACUGGUCAUGAGCUCUGCCACUACUUUUGGGACACCUCCUAUCGCAACGACUGGGAGACCACGAUUGAAAACUUCAAUGUUGUGGAGACGUUGUCGGAAAACGCAGCAAUUGUCUAUCAAACGCACAAGCGGGUGUGGCCUGCGUCUCAGAGGGACGUUCUGUACCUGUCCGCCAUGAGAAAGAUAUUAGCCAACAACGAGAACGACCCCGACACCUGGCUGGUCUGCAACUUCUCUGUGGAUCAUGACGAUGCUCAGCCGACCAACAAGUGUGUCCGCGCCAAAAUCAACAUCGCCUUGAUCUGUCAGACCCUGGUCAGUCCACCAGAGGGAGAUAAAGAGAUCAGCAGAGACAACAUCCUGUGCAAAAUCACAUACUUCGCUAAUGUAAAUCCAGGAGGCUGGGCUCCUGCCUCCGUGCUCAGAGCCGUGGCUAAGAGAGAGUACCCCAAGUUCCUCAAGCGCUUCACCUCCUACGUCCAGGAGAAAACAUCCAGCAAACCCAUCUUAUUCUGAAGCUCACAGAAACAUGAGGACAGGACUCCCCUUGAUUCCCUGCUGCGAUGAAGACACAAGUUCCCCUUGGGGAUUUUUUUCCUCCUCAUAUGUUGUUACUACAAGUCAGUUCCAGUAGGGGGUGUGUGUAAUAACUGCAUCCUCUGGCUGCAUUCAAAAAUUUGUGAGAAAACCCUGUACCCCUGAGACAGUUAUACAGAAAAAAAAAAAAAGUGCUUAAUAUUUGUUUUUAUUCCUCUUCAUGUAGUUAAAUUGAUUAAAAGAUUAAACUGCAGCUUUUCAGAAGGCAUGAGAAAGUGGUUUCAGCAGACACCACACCGCAUCACGUUUCCUGGUCCUGUAGAGAACUGACUGGCAGAGCAGCCACAAAGUCAGUCUGCAUCUCUGACAACUAUAUUAAUAUAUCAAUGUACGUAUGUUCAAUAAGAAGCUUGUAAAAAGGAAAUUGUAGAUCUUUACUAGCAAACUGUAAUAUUUAGUUCAUAUUAUGCUUGUUUUUGCUGAAGUCAUUUCCCAGCAUUCUUGGUAAGCUGCUAACUUUAUCGAGUUAGAACAUGAUUGAUUUCUUCUCUGUGUUGAGUCCAGAGGGCUGUCAUGAACCCAUGACCCCUAUGAAGUAAGACUUGAACUUUUUUGACUCCGUCUCUCUCAUGAAAAUCACCUCACGUCGGUGCUGAUGGAGAGAUGAGCCGAAGUGUUUCUAUUUAUUUAAAUGCACAAAAGAGAGUUUGUCUACAUCGUUAGCCCGGCUUUAUUUCUGUGUCAUUGUUGAUAAGUUCCAGUUUCGUAGCAUAUCCUUGUAUUUUGAAUGUUAAAUGAAAUGUAAAUAGCGUCACUAACAUUUUCAGCGGUCCUCCAAGCGUUUUUAUGAGAGUCGAGCCCAAAUGCCUUAGUGUUACAGGAAGAUGUAGCUUCAGUUGGAUGUCAGGGUGCAGUUAGUGCACCCGGUAAAUCACUAGUGAAGUGCCUCAUGGCUUAUUUUCCUACAUUAUUGUCCUUCUCCAACUGGAGACUAUUUCAAAUGUGUCCUGCGAGUCAUUUGCCGAGACCUAGCAGGAUGUUUUAGGUCUAGUAUCAGAAAAGCAGCAUUUCAGUUCAUAUUUUAGCUAUUUCUUACAUGUGGUCAGGUUGGGUCGAUGUGUCACGUAUUUUCUGUCCAAGACUGUUGAUGCACGUGCAAAACUAAAAAGUCCAAAGUACCUGAGUUGAUUUUUAGAGGAACUUCUUCCAUGAGGACUUUUGGUUUUAAGUAAUUAUCGCUUGCCCUUAUUUACCAGACUUUUCAAAGUAAAACUUUCUCAGCUCUUGUAUCAUUUCCAAACCUGUGGACAUCCAAUGUCUUGGGUCAUAUCAUUGAUGUUAUUUGCAGCCGUGUUUAGCAGUCAGUCUUUAGAGCUUGUGGCUGACUGAUAUGGGUGAGAGAACAAGUGAAGCCAGAUGAUACUCAGCCUUUCAGCUGAGUGGGAAGACGCCACACUGAAGCUCUCUCACCUGAAGCCAGACAUUUCUAAAACAAGUUUAGUUCUUCACAGGUUGAAUGUGAUUAGAGAAACAUUUUUGUAAAUGAUUUGUUCAUACUAAUGCUGUGGGAUCAACUUACAAAAUGUACUGUGACAACAUGGCACUUGUGCCCUGUUUUAAAAGUGAAAUAAAUAAGUUUAUCCUUCA